UGAUUUCCCCCGGGGGGUUCUUCCCCAAAUCAGUCCCGAGUCCACAGCUUGGUCUCUCUUGUUGCCAUCCUCUCCAGCCGAUGACCACGAUGAUCGAUAGGACUCGAAGGGUGACGAUGCCCUUAUCACGACUCAGCCGAUCAGCUUCGAAGACCAAGCUGUUUUAUCAACCUAUCCGACCGAUCAUGACUGGAACUCACGCCGAUAAGCUGGGCCAACUGACGCGGUCGAUUCAGGACUGGUUCGACUCGCCCAGGUUUUCGAACACCCAACGCUCGUAUUCGGCAGAGCUGAUAGCCACAAAGCGAGGCAGUCUUCCGGUCCAUCAGGAUUGCUAUGCGAACCUCCAAGCCAGGAAGUUGCGCAAACUGCUCACUGACGCACAGCAGACUCAUCAACCCGUUCUGACCAUGGGCGCACUCGAUCCGGUCCAACAAUCCCAGAUGGCCCAUCAUCUGCCGGUGGUCUAUGUUAGUGGAUGGGCUGCCUCGAGUACCUUUGUCCCGGGAACGCACGAGGUCGGGCCCGAUCUAGCAGACUAUCCGUACCACACCGUGCCCACGGCCGUCCAAAGACUCGUCAAAGCUCAGCAACUACAUGAGCGCAAAGAAUGGGAUGCUCAAUGUUCGGAGACCGAUAUGGGUCGAGAACCGGUGGACUAUCUGAAGCCGAUCAUUGCGGAUGGAGACAACGGACAUGGAGGACUAUCGACGGUGAUGAAGCUUGCCAAGGCGUUCGGGGAGGCCGGCGUGGCGGGGGUGCAUUUCGAAGACCAACUGGUAGGAGGGAAGAAGUGUGGCCAUCAGGCGGGCAAGGUGUUGGUGCCGACGUGCGAACAUCUGAGUCGACUCAGGGCGGCCCGGAUGCAAUGGGAUAUCAUGGGUCUCGAGACCCUCUUGAUCGGCAGAACUGACGCCGAAAGCGCCAAGCUCAUCAGCUCUGAUCAUGACCCUCGUGAUCAUCGCUUCAUUCUCGGAAUCGAAACUUCCGCCCGGACGCUCAAAAAAGCCUUGGCUGAGGAAAUCAUCCUCGCUGAGGAACGUGGCGCAUCUGGUGAAGAGAUUAAUGAGAUGGAGAAGAAAUGGACAGAUUCAGUCGAGCUAAUCACUUUUGAUCAAGCCGUUGGACGAGCUUUCGAACGACACCAAAUCCCAUCGAGCAAAUAUGCAGAAUAUCUGAAAGAAGUCGAAGCCAAAGAGCUAUCACACCAAGCCUCAUCCAGGCUUGCGAUCGAGAUGAUCUCGACCAGCACCAAUGGAAAGCAGACGCCAGAGAAGAUAGGCUGGAAUUCGCAACUUGCUCGGACCAGGGAAGGCUAUUAUAGGUUCAAUGGCUGUCUCCAAGCCGCCGUUAAUAGGGCCUUGAAGUUCUCGCCCGUCGCCGAUCUCGUUUGGAUCGAAACUAAGGAACCCGAUCUCCAGAAGGCUCAGUCUAUCGCUGCUCAAAUCCAUCAUCAAUUUCCUAAUCAGAAUCUCGUUUACAAUCUUUCGCCCUCUUUUAAUUGGUCUCAUCACGGCUUUUCGGAUGAAGAUUUGAAGGGAUUUGUAUGGGACCUAUCUCGGGUCGGCUUCAACCUGCAACUGAUUUCCUUAGCGGGUCUACAUUCGACAGCGACGAUGACGGCUCAAUUGGCUAAAAGGUUUAAAGAGGACGGGAUGCUCGGGUACGUCCAGUCCAUCCAACAAGUCGAGAAGCAAAUCGGCUGCGACGUGCUCAAGCAUCAGAAAUGGAGCGGAUCCGAAUACAUCGACCGGAUCUUGAGUGCUGUCUCCGCUGGCUCUUCUGCUACAGCUGCAACGGGGGCCGACUCGACUGAAAAAACUUUCUGAAGCAUGCAUUUUUUUUCUUAUUCAUGUACAUUUUGUCGUCGUCUUUUAGUUGUACUAUGUAGCCGUCGGGCUACAUAUCUGGGAAACCCGACCGCUACUUAAAGCGGCUGGUUGGCUUAGCCUAGUCCAAGCCCCUUGGCUCACCCUUUAUAAUUACUAUGUACGAUAUCAAGAGUGUUUUGCAUGUUCAAUACAUCUUCGAGACGACUUCGCCAACCAGGAAAUACAGCGGCGGUACCAUCGAGAACGUCGACCGUCGAGAUUAGCGACGAGACGUUCUGGACUUGUCGAGCAGACUUCCUCACGAUUCAAAGCAAGAAAAAACUAAUUAGAG
Puccinia graminis f. sp. tritici CRL 75-36-700-3 is the source of this 2163-nucleotide messenger RNA. Its product is annotated as isocitrate lyase. The transcript is spliced from 5 exons. NCBI's taxonomy places the organism in Eukaryota, Fungi, Basidiomycota, Pucciniomycetes, Pucciniales, Pucciniaceae. Gene Ontology annotation, cellular component: mitochondrial matrix. Bases 81 to 1829 code for a protein of 582 amino acids. Gene Ontology annotation, molecular function: isocitrate lyase activity; methylisocitrate lyase activity. The record is from RefSeq and is a predicted model, not a curated record.